Molecule: messenger RNA, 1008 nt
Organism: Rotaria socialis
Lineage: Eukaryota; Metazoa; Rotifera; Eurotatoria; Philodinida; Philodinidae
Source: the annotation of a GenBank genome assembly
AUGACAUGGCUAUGGUGGAGUUUUAUCUUAUUCAUUCUGAUGUUCAUCUUAUAUGUUUCGAAUAAAUACUAUUGGUCGGGUACAUCAUGUCCGUCAUUCGAUCGAAUGGACGGUAAAACUGUUGUUAUUACUGGAAGUAAUACUGGUAUUGGAAAAUAUACUGCUGUUGAAUUAGCAAAACGAGGCGCUCAUGUUAUUUUAGCAUGUCGAGAUCGAAAACGAGCAGAAGAAGCUCUGAAAGAUAUUUGCAAAUUAUCAGGAAAUAAUAAUGUAGAAAUUGAAGUGCUUGAUCUUACUUCAUUAAAAUCGGUUCGAGAAUGUGCCAAGCGACUACGUGAAAGAUUAUCAAAAUUAGAUGUUUUAAUAAAUAAUGCAGGUGUAAUGAUGGUUUCAGGAAAAUCAGUAGAUGGUUAUGAAAUUCAUUUUGCUGUCAAUCAUCUUGGCCAUUUUUUAUUUACAAAUCUUUUAUUAGAUUUAAUGAAAAAAGCCUCAACAGCUCGUAUCAUCAAUGUUUCAUCUAUGAGCCAUUCGUUUUUAAAUUGUACAAUCAAUUGGGAUGAUAUUAAUUUUGAAAAACCACAUUUGAAAAUGUAUGCUUAUUCACAUAGUAAAUUAGCAAAUAUUUUAUUUACAAAUGAAUUGGCACGAAAAUUACAAGGUACAAAUAUUACGGCAAAUAGUCUUCAUCCUGGUGUUGCUCGAAGCGAAGUCAUUCGAUAUAUGUGUGGUCGAUAUCAAAUAGUAUUACAUUUUUUACUUUUUCUUAUUACACCUUUAUGGUGGUGUUUCACUAAAAAUCUCGAACAAAGUGCUCAAACAUCAAUUUAUCUUGCGUCUGAUCGUCGUUUAGAUCAUGUUACAGGAAAAUAUUUUAGUGAUUGCAAAGAACGUCAAUCAUCGGCAAUAUCUUGCAACGAACAAUGUGCCAAACGUCUUUGGCAACUUAGUGAAGAAAUGACACAUUUAAAUGAUGCAUUAAAAGAAGUUCGAGAUCAAAAUAAUGAUUAA